Manduca sexta (tobacco hornworm) is the source of this 1454-nucleotide messenger RNA. It is a transcript of the gene VIG, whose product is annotated as plasminogen activator inhibitor 1 RNA-binding protein-like. Gene Ontology annotation, cellular component: nucleus; cytoplasm. The record is from RefSeq and is a predicted model, not a curated record. Gene Ontology annotation, molecular function: RNA binding. NCBI's taxonomy places the organism in Eukaryota, Metazoa, Arthropoda, Insecta, Lepidoptera, Sphingidae.
GUGUUCCGCCAUCUCCAAUCUUUUCUCUAUUCCUUUCGUCAUAUGGCGUAGUAGUGUGUUCGCUUUGUCCGCCAUAUUAAAUGAAAUCAAUAAAAUAAGACAAAAUGUCGCCUUACUAAAGUGUGUGAAAAUAAUCCAAUAACAUCCAGUUCUAGUGUGAUUAAAUCAUCAAGAGGAUCACAAUGGAGAAUUCCUACGGUGUGGGAGUCGUGAACAGAUAUGCUCUUUUCUUGGACGAUGAGUCCGAUCCUCUUGAUGCGUUAAAAGCGCGUGAGCAGGCGAAAGAGCUCAAAAAGAAAGACCAAAAGAUGCGAAAAAAAGAGAACAAAGGCAAACCUGAGGUGAAACCCGCCAAAGGCGGUACUGCUCCCGCCCGGAAGGGAAUCAAGGAGACUCAAAAUGUGAAGUCUCAGGACAUCAAGAGCGGCGAACAACUAAAGAGCAAGGGCCCAGCACGGCCGAAUGAGCGCAAUGCGGAACGCCCGCCGCCUCGCCGCCGUGAAGACCGGCCGCAGAACGGCACCGUGGAGAACAAGGAAGGGGCGCCGCGGCCUCCAAGACGUGAGUUUGGAGACCGUCGCCCCAACUUCGAGCGGCGCAACUUCAGCGACAAUCCCGAAGGUGCAGAGCGCCGGGGACCGAGACCGCCGCGUGAGCCUCGCGACGGACCGCGCGGGCCGCGGCCUCCCUAUGACAAUCGGGGCAAGCGCGAGUUCGACAGGAGAUCGGGAUCCGACAAGACCGGCGUGAAACCGGUCGACAAGCGCGAGGGCGCCGGCCCGCACAACUGGGGCACGCUCAAGGACGAGAUUGAUGAGUUUAACAAGACGGGCUCCGAGGGCGAGGCGACAGAAGAGAAGGCGCCCGAGGCUGGCGCCGGCGAUGGACAGCAGCCCGAGCCGGAGCGCGCCGCCCCCACCGAGGAGGAGCCGCGCGAGCUCACCCUCGACGAGUACAAGGCGCUGCGCAACGCACAGCGCACCCAGCCGCAGUACAACCUGCGCAAGGCCGGCGAGGGAGAGGACCUCAGCCAGUGGAAGAACUUGGUGAUGCUCGAGCGUAAGAAGGAGGGCGAGCGCGGCGAGGACGAGGACAGCGACGAGGAAUAUGACCUGUCGGACUAUCCGCAGCGUGUGGGCCGCCAAAAACGCGUGCUCGGCAUUGAGUUCACGUUCAACGACCAGGCGCGGCGCGGCGGCCCAGGUGGACGCGGGCGCGGACGCGGUCGUGGUCGCGGCAGGGGCGCUCCGCCCCGCGAAGAGCCGCAGCCCGAGGAGCGUCCAGUGCUGCGCCAGACCACGGCGCCGCCUAAGGUGGACGACAGCAAGGACUUCCCCUCUCUCAGCUAGACUCGCAGUGAGCCUUUGCUCUUCUCCCUUUCGAAACUACGAUAGAGUUACAAAUUAAAUAUUGUACCGUUAUUUUUGAAGUAAAUAUACAAAAUAUUUACAUGA